AUGACCUCCAAUUCUCCAAGUCAAGGUGACGUUCGUGCUGCGAAGACUUUCUAUCGACAGGCUUAUCAACGUGCCAAAUCUGAAACUCUGUCCUCAUAUCUCUCCGGGCUCUGGCAUAUUCGUCAUAGCACGAUGUUGACGACUCUGGGUUCGAAGCGAGAGAGCGGCUCAUGUUACCAUGCCUACAAAGCCGGGGCCUACUUCAUACCCAAUGACGACGCAGAGCAAGUCCGCAUAUACCCUAAGGCUGUGGUCAUUAGUAUUGACUGGAGUCCCAUUCAGCCGACCGCAGUGUCACCGACCGUGAAAUUCGAAGUCGACGAUGUGGAAGAUGAGUGGACCUAA
Molecule: messenger RNA, 345 nt
Organism: Rhinocladiella mackenziei CBS 650.93
Lineage: Eukaryota; Fungi; Ascomycota; Eurotiomycetes; Chaetothyriales; Herpotrichiellaceae
Exons: 3
Coding region: 1-345 (114 amino acids)
Source: RefSeq, a predicted model, not a curated record